AGACCAUCUACCUCAAAACGAUUUUAGCCUAAGAUAUAUCAAAAAUUAUCCCGAAUCCUCGCAACAAUGGGGGACGAAGGUUAUCGUGGAUGGAUUAAACUCGAAAUUCCCUGUUCUCUGCCAGAGCGGCAAAUGGGACCCAUAGUUAAAUGCCAUGUAGCAAAAUUAGAGCCAGCAUUGAAUGAAUACAACAUCAAGGUUUUGACAAAAGGACAGGUUCAGGUUGUCGAAGAGCAAGAUUGUGAGCCGUUUUAUGAAACAAAUUAUGAAGUUGCGACCAGCAGGUUUUCACAUGAUCUAAUUGCGGCGAUCCAGACAUAUUUAAAAGAUUUAUCAACGGAUCAUCUUAUGCCAUUCCAACGUGGAAAUCUCGUUCUUCACAGUUCCGAUUUUUGGUCUUCCGAAUUGACAUGUCAUUUGGUUGAUAUUCCGCUUGCCGCUGUUUUCUUUGGAAAUAUUCAAGGCGGAACAUUCAUUAAUCAUUGGGAAGUGUCUUUCUGGGAUGACGUUAGACGUCGGAAGUCGGCAAGAACGAGGAAUACUGAACCAACACAAGCCGAUAAAAUUGGAAUGAACCAAAUCAAAGUGGAGUUCGAAUUCGAUAAAAUUGAUUUUAUGACAGUUCACUUCAAGCACUUUGAAAAUGAUUUUGAGGUUGCUGAUAAAGAUGCGAAGAGGACCAAACAAACAGUUACCAUGUAUUACCAGAUUACAGUUAGGAGAACUUCUAUUCGUCGGAUUAUUGUUGAUCCUGUCGUUCAAGAUUGUAAUGGUUCGGAUCGGAUUCGUGUACAUUUCGAACUUAAUUGUCCUGUUCUCAUUAGAAGAGCCUACCGAACGGCAAAACAGGAAUCGGAAAAUCGGCACUCCGUCCCACAUUAUCGAAGAUAUUUGGUGAUCAAUCGUGGACGAAGCGCGAAUCAGUAUCCAACAGCUAAAGCAAUAACGGAUAGUCCUGUGUUCACAAUCGAGUUUGAUCAAUCUGUUGGGCUCAAUGAAAUCUACCGCUUACUUUCAAGACUUCGCAUCCGUACUGGAGUUUCCAUUGAAUUCGCGGACAUUCCUUCGAUUGACUGUCUCAUUUGGAGAGAGAAUCCUUAUAACCGUUGGACAUUCCUAAAUAAUCAACAUCUGUCGCCCACUCAUUUCUCUGCGCCUAUUUACAGAGAUUUCAUCACGACCGCAUUUCCAAAGAAACAUGAAGUAUGUGGCUCUCGAGAAGUUGACACCAACAGGGAAAGAAAAUUCGCCAUCACUUAUCUCCUGGAAUGUCUGAUUUCGAGAGGAGCAGUGGUUAAGGAUCAAAUUUUGCUUGAUGAAGGAAUAUGGCACCGAUUCCUUGAAGUGAUUCUCCACUACUACACGAAAGAUGACAAACUUUGUGAGGCCGGACUUGAGGAUUUGGUUCACAUGAUCGAUGGUAGAAAACGAAUUGGAUCAUUGAUCAAGUGUUUCGAUAGAAUUUGUCAAACGAGACAGAGAAACAGUCUGGUUAAUGGAUUAACAACUGAAGAAAUGAGAGAGGGAUAUCAAAGAGUUCGAAAGAUUAUUUUCACACCGACUCGUGUUAUCUAUGUGGCACCGGAGACGUUGAUGGGAAAUCGAGUACUGCGACGAUACGACCAUGAUGGAACAAGAGUUCUAAGAAUCACUUUCCGAGAUGAUGAUAAUCAGAAAAUGCGAACGAAUAAAACUUCGACUAUGCUUGAAAAAACCGUCAAUCAAUAUCUCAAAAAUGGAAUUACUGUUGCUGGUCGUAAUUUCGGCUAUUUAGGAAGCUCGAACUCACAAAUGAGAGAUAACGGUGCUUACUUCAUGGAAAAAUAUUCAUCAUCACAGUGCAGAGAAUACGAACGGAUAUAUCAAAUCAAACCACCAAUCACUUUCAAUCCAAAGAUCCAAGCUGCUCGAAAGAAUUUGGGACGAUUCGAGACUAUUGACAACAUUCCAAAAAUGAUGGCUCGUCUUGGACAGUGUUUUACACAAAGCAGAUUGUCAGGAGUGAAUUUGGAAAGAUGCACGUAUAUGACAACGUACGAUUUGACUGGAGGAAAAAAUUUGAAAGGAGAUGAAUACACGUUUUCUGAUGGAGUUGGAAUGAUGAGUUAUCGAUUUGCUCAAAUGGUCUCAGAAGUUAUGGAUUUUGGAAAAGGUGUUCCCAGCUGCUUUCAGUUUCGUUUCCGUGGAAUGAAAGGAGUCAUCUCAAUCGAACCUCUUCUUGACAAUCUUCGCCAGUGGUCAAUUUCGUAUAAUAUCAGCAAACCGAGCGAUGACAGUUCGUGGAGCUUGAACUGUAUGUUUCGCCCAAGUCAAAUUAAAUUUAUUUCAAAGAGACACCCACGUGAUCAAGUGGAAAUCGUCAAGUACUCAUCGCCAGUUCCAGUGGCAUUAAACAAGCCAUUCAUCAAUAUUCUCGAUCAAGUUUCGGAAAUGCAAUCCUUGGAAUGUCAUCGAAGAGUAACAAAUCGAAUCGAAGAGUUACUGGACAGACAAAUGCUUUCUUUUGCCCAACAAAUGGUGGAUGAAACUUUUUGCAGAAAUCGACUGAAGGAGCUACCUCGUCGCGUAGAUAUUGACUACUUGAGAACAACAUGGGGAUUCACAUUGUCUAGCGAACCAUUUUUCCGAUCUCUUAUCAAAGCAUCGAUCAAGUUCUCAAUCACCAGACAACUCCGAAAAGAACAAAUUCCCAUUCCGUGUGAUCUCGGACGGUCAAUGCUUGGAGUCGUUGACGAGACUGGGCGUCUUCAAUAUGGUCAAAUCUUCGUACAGUAUACCAAAAAUCUGGCCCUGAAACUUCCACCCAAAAACGCUGCGCGACAAGUUCUUACAGGAACGGUUCUCUUGACCAAAAAUCCAUGCAUUGUUGCCGGAGAUGUUCGGAUUUUCGAGGCUGUCGAUAUUCCAGAACUUCAUCACAUGUGUGAUGUAGUAGUAUUCCCACAACAUGGACCGAGGCCUCAUCCUGAUGAAAUGGCUGGAUCUGAUUUGGAUGGAGAUGAAUAUUCUAUCAUUUGGGAUCAACAGUUGCUUCUGGACAAAAAUGAAGAUCCAUAUGAUUUCACUUCAGAGAAACAGAAGGCGAGCUUUAAAGAAGAUGAAAUCGAUGACUUGAUGCGUGAGUUCUAUGUCAAGUACUUGAAAUUGGAUUCCGUUGGACAAAUCUCGAAUAGUCAUCUUCACAAUUCUGACCAAUAUGGAUUAAACGCAAGAGUUUGCAUGGAUUUGGCGAAGAAAAAUUGUCAAGCUGUGGACUUCACUAAGUCUGGACAACCACCUGAUGAACUUGAAAGGAAAUGGAGAAAAGAUGAAGAAACUGGCGAAAUGAUUCCACCUGAAAGAGCUGAAAGAGUACCUGAUUAUCACAUGGGAAAUGACCAUACUCCAAUGUAUGUCAGUCCAAGAUUGUGUGGAAAACUGUUUCGCGAGUUCAAAGCAAUUGAUGAUGUACUCAAAAUUUCGGAAGAACGAGACGAGCAAGUGGAGAUUUCUAUAGAUGAAACUAUCAAAAUUGAUGGAUAUACGGAAUAUAUGGCUAGUGCAAAAAACGAUUUAGCAAGAUAUAAUGCUCAGUUGAGAUCAAUGAUGGAAAACUAUGGAAUCAAAACAGAAGGUGAAGUCUUCUCAGGAUGCAUUGUUGACAUGCGAAACAGAAUUUCGGAUAAGGAUCAAGAUGAUAUGUCAUUCUUCAACACAAACCAGAUGAUCGAGACGAAAUUGACAAAUUUGUUCAAGAAAUACCGAGAGAUAUUUUUUGAAGAAUUCGAAGGCGGCUGGGAAGGUAACACAGAAGCAUUCUCUCGUUACGGACGUGAUAGUAAUAUUCUUCAACGACAAUGUCGUGCUCCGACAGUGCAGAUGAUGAAAAAGGCCGUAGCUUGGUACAGAGCUUGCUAUGAGGAAGCUCGAAUAACUCGAGAAAACAAGAAAUUGUCGUUCGCUUGGCUCGCAUAUGACGUCAUCGCAAAAGUGAAACAAGACAAAAGUCUUACAAGUGACGAAGUUAAGAUGGGUGGAGCAAAUCCAUUGUACACAAUGCUUGACGACCACAGAUCUCAGUAUCUUGUCGAUAACUCGAGAAAAUUCGAAGCUUUUCGACAAUUUUCAACACCUAAAACUAGUGGAGAACAAGUGAAACGAGCUCAUAGAAUCAUCAAAAUGUACACAGAAACUUAUCCAGGAUUGGAUGCAGUCUUAUUCAUGUUAGACGAAUGGGCACGGAUUUCAAAUCUAUUUGAAAAUCAAUCACUUCGAGAAUAUCAUUUAUCACUGCUAUUUAUCCUGUUUGCUACAAGGCAAUUUUCUUCCGUUGAUGGAAAUGCUGCCAAGUUCUUCAAUAAGGUCGAUGAGAAAAGUUACAAGCAGAGUAAAACAAUUGGAGACUUUGAGCCCAGUUUAUAUAUUGAGGAAAAAGGAAAAAGUCAGAUGAUGGUGAAGUUUCUCGAAUUUUUGGCCUCGCGAAAGUUCCGAAAAAUGGCGAAUCUCUCAUUCUGUGCUCUUGAUUUCUCAUCAAUUUUCAUGCGAGGAGAAUGGCAAAUUUUCCAUUUGGCCGCACUCAAAACCUACUACAACGUGUUAUUCAAUUUACGAUUCGAAGAACUUCCUGUGUCAACUGAUCCAACAACUACAGUUCGUUCAAUAAUUCGAGAAAACGAACCGUUCGUGAUUGAAUUACCAGCCAAUUGUGAUCGUUCAUUGGUUCAUCGCAAGCUGGUAGAGCAUACUGGUGUAAAAGAGAUAUUCAUGCGAAACAUGGAGAAAUCAGUUCGCUCUUCGGAUGAUGUGCAAAAAAUCAAUAUGCGUCUUCUGGUUUCUACACGUGGAACUCUCGAGUCAAUGUACAAGUUGCGUCAACUGGUUGCUGUAAAAGUUCCCAUCAAAACGUACGUAACGGGACAAGAUGUGUCUACACAGAUGGCUCGAUUGUGCUAUGAAAAGAUUGUCAGAGGACACAUCAACAUCUAGAAUGUUUCUCUUAUUCGUUUUUAGCAGUGUUUUCAGAGAUUUUAAAUGUUUAAUAUGGUUUUCAUUUUAAAUUUUAUUUUUCUGUUUUUUUUUUGCAUGUUUUAAUUGGCAUGCUUAUUUCUGUUUCUUUUUCUCAUUAUAUUUUCCUGUUGUUUCUUUUGCUGAUUGAUUGAAAUGGAUAGGUUUCUCCUUCUUUUCAUCGUUUUCAGCGUUUCGGUUAUCUGUUUCAAUGAAUUGUCUGUUUUAUUACGAAUCCGAUAUUUGUAUUUUAUUUGUUAUAUGCGUUUUUUCGUACAUGAUUUUCCUAUUGGAUAGAAUAUAGCCAG
This is a messenger RNA of Caenorhabditis elegans, 5291 nucleotides long. It is a transcript of the gene ego-1, whose product is annotated as RNA-directed RNA polymerase. Gene Ontology annotation, molecular function: RNA-directed RNA polymerase activity. The record is from RefSeq and is marked reviewed. Gene Ontology annotation, biological process: RNA-templated transcription. Lineage: Eukaryota; Metazoa; Nematoda; Chromadorea; Rhabditida; Rhabditidae. Bases 67 to 4965 code for a protein of 1632 amino acids. The transcript is spliced from 15 exons.